ACGGAGGAGGACGGUUGCGUGUGAACCAACGAGGCCACCCGGUUCGCCCUCGACCGCGGCCGGCCUGCUGCCUGCCUUCCUUCGGAUCGCAGUAUAAUAGUUCGCGCGGAGCGUUCCGUCCGGUUGGUGUUCCGUUCAGUGCCGUCCAAUUCCGGGAACAGAAACAUUCGCUGUAGUGGUAGUGUUAGUUGUUGUUGUUAUUGUUAUUGUGAGGUAGUCCAGCGAGGAUUCAUUCGCCAGGGGUUUAUACUCCAAAGGGUCCGAGCGCGUGUCGUCUACUGAAUGCUUGUGUGUGCGUGACGGUGAUGUCCAGCCAGGGGACUGACACAGACCGGAAUCGUGGUGGUGGCAGCAGCAGCAACGGUGGUGGAACGGCAGCCCUACUAACCCAUCAGAACCUGCUGCGGCUUGCCCUGAAGAGACCGACCGAGUGGCAGUGGGAGCUGACGACGUCUAGCUCCUCGCCCAACAUUCACUUCCCUCGCAUCCAGCUGUACGAUGGUGCGAGCGGCGAGCUGAUGGUGGAGGUUGAUCGGCCGGACUGUGUGAUACGGUCGGCGGGCCCCCCCAACCCCGACCCAGACACAGAUCAAGCGCCGGUGGCCGGUCGUGGAUCGUACAGGCGCAGCCGGACCACACUGGUGAAGGAGCGCCUGGUGACGUCCGGUGACUCGCUGGCCGACAUCUUUAACCAGCUGCGGAGCAAGGGACUCGGCCACAAGCUCUCAACCAGUGGCUCCCAGUAUCGGUUGCUGCAGAAGAGCCAAUCGACGAGCGUGGUCGUUGCGCCGUCACAGGAACUGCCGUCGGAGUGUACGAUCCCGCACGGCCGCCGCUCUCGACGCCGAUCCACCGCUAGCCGUUCCUCCUCCAUCCUGGGGCGGAUCAGCGAGUUUUACGCCCAUCCUGGUAGCAGGAGCAGAAGCAGUAGUAGCAGCAGUUGCAGCAGCAGCACCACCACCACCACCGCCACUACCUGCUCAAUGCAGCAGGAAGUGGAGCAGCACAGGAAGACAUCACCAACACCAGCAGCAGCAGCAGCAGCAGCGGCAGCAGCAGUGCCACCUUCUAUACUCAUACUACCACCGGAGGAGCUGCCAUCAGCCGCACACGGUGUGACGAUCGAGGAAGUCGUGGAUGAACCACCGCGUCCUACUGCACCUCCGGAACUGGCAUCUCCGGCGGCGGCGACAAGGCCCAAAAUCUACAAGCUGGUACGCAGCAACGCCGGCACGCUGAUGGUGCGUGAGGAAAGCUUCCAUACGCAGCGCAGCUUACGGCGCCGGCAACGCCAACAGGCUGGUCUGGCGCCGGCUUCCCCAACACCACCACCACCACCACCACCUCCUCCUCCGGCACCGGCACCAGCGUCGCUUCUCGGUGACUGUGAGCCAUCCCGGUACGAGCCGGCAAUCAACCAUAUCGACCGGUUGCUGUCACAGGUGAUGCUCCGUUCGCAGGAUCUGCCCGAGGACCGGCCAGAACGGCGAUCGGUUCGUUCCGGUAGCCCGGCACCCAGCACCAGUCACCGGGGGCGUCGAAGAAGAAGAAGAAGACGGAGUGCCAGCGUGACCCCGGGGAGCGGCUCACCGGUUCGUCGGACUACGACGCCCCUCGGUCCGGUCGUCCGGCGUUCCUCGUCCAGCUCGCCGGCACCAUCCGCCACCGUUGGUGCACCGACGACGGUUCGACGCUCCAGCCGGACACCACGCCACCAACGACGCCAACGUUCCAGCUCCAGGGAACCGGGCACAGCUGGGUUAAUGCACGGUACAUACCGUGCGCAUGGGCAUGCCAGUGAGGCCCGGGCCGGGCCGGACCACGAUGGAGCGCGUCCGUCGAUCGGGCGACGAUCCGGAUCGGUCCGGAGUAUUGCAUCGAUCGCCGAUCUUCCUCCGACCAUUGCAGUGUCGGCGCUCGCAGUGAACGGAUCAUCAUCUGGAUCAUCCUCGUCUACGUCCUCAUCGUCGACCAUCAGCAACCGUCAACCGUCUGCUCGUCAGUUAGUGAAGCAAAGUGCAUCCGCGUGCAUCAGUGUUCCCGGUUCGCCAUCCAGCGGAUUCGUCUCGCUCGGUCCAGACCGGUCGAGUUCGGAAACAGCACCAGCAGGAGCAACCGAAGCGGCCGCUAGUGUUGAGCGUUUGCGGGAAUCGGCAGCGCAUCUCGUGUCGUCCAUCAAGAGCCACCGAUCAACCGCGGAACCGAGGGGCGAACAGGCAAACCGCCGGACGAUGCAGCGACCGAAACCAACGCACGGGCACAAGCGUUCGUACAGCUGUGUCGGUGGUAGCGGCGGGGACGGUGCACCAGGUGCACCAGCGGCCCCGGGCCAACCUUCAACCACCAGCUCUUCUGCCUCUUCCACUUCCUCGUCCCGUUCGCACUCAUUCGCGGAGAUCGUGGAACUCGCGCGCAAACCACCGACCGGAGGACCGGCACCGACGACGGUGACGGAAACAUUUCGGAGGCCAGCACCACCACCACCACCACCAUCACUGCCGAAGCCCUCGGUGCCGGCCGGCGAUGGCGAAGAGCGACCACCGUCGUACGCGGAAGCAGUCCGCGGGGGGGCCACCGCCCCGCCACCCACCGAUACGCAGCGAGCGGCCGAACUGUCGUCGGAUACGCGCCGCCGCUGGAAGUACUAUGCGCGCAAGCAUCAUCGCACUGCAUACCAGGACACUCCUUAGGCGGGUGCAGCGUCGCGAGCGUCGUCACCGGAGGCCACCGGAGUCCCCCACCGGACCGCACCCUCCCUGCUCCGGGUACAUCCUGCUCGACCUCGCCACCGUCCUCUGUGUGAUGCUGCUCGUCGGUGCGUUCGUCCGGGCCCUCUACCUAACGCUUUCCCUGCUCCGUCCUGGCUAGAACCUUCCUUCCCUUCCUAUAGACCUUCAUCCCCCCCCCCCCCCCUCCCAUCGGUCAACGUGUGGUGUCGUCAGCUGGCUGCAUCCGGCGGGACGAGAUGCGGAGACGGCAACCCCCUAUCAACCCCCACCCCGCGAGAGAGAGAGAGAGCUCCAUCAACCUUCCCGCCCCACAUCGAAGUCAACCAUCAACCACUGCUCUGUGUGUGCGUGCGCCCGUCUAUGUGUGUGUGUGUGUCGACUAAAACAAAAAAAAACACAAAAAAUGACCCAAAACAGUUGCAAACCAAUAACGGUAGCAAUCCAAAAAAAAAAAAACGCAAAGCCUGCAAGGAUACCAAAACCAGCCACUAAUUGCCUUAAAUUAACUCCCCCUACCCCUCUCACCGUCUCUUUUCCUGUGCUCUACCUAACACCUGCGAUCCUUUACACUGGGAGCCUCGCCCUUCGCUUUGACACUAGACAGCUUCAGCGCUAAUUGCGUGCGUGCGUG
Molecule: messenger RNA, 3360 nt
Organism: Anopheles aquasalis
Lineage: Eukaryota; Metazoa; Arthropoda; Insecta; Diptera; Culicidae
Product: serine/arginine repetitive matrix protein 2
Source: RefSeq, a predicted model, not a curated record